Messenger RNA from Cololabis saira (Pacific saury), 1581 nucleotides. RefSeq names its product peptidase M20 domain-containing protein 2-like. The coding region runs from base 85 to 1389 and encodes 434 amino acids. The transcript is spliced from 7 exons. The record is from RefSeq and is a predicted model, not a curated record. Gene Ontology annotation, molecular function: dipeptidase activity. Lineage: Eukaryota; Metazoa; Chordata; Actinopteri; Beloniformes; Belonidae.
UCAGUCUUUCGGUUUGUGUGGACGCAGUGGUUAUACUGCAGGCACUGCCCUGGCCCAGCAGCCCACCGGCAGAGCAGCUGGCAUAUGACAACAAACUUCAACAUUUUAUCCUUUCUUUUAGCCCGCAGACUCUCAUUCGCGAUGGACAGACGAAAACAAAUGAAAGACACCCUGCGAGUGUACUUAGACUCCAUGAAGGAAGAGCUCCACAGUCUGAGUCGGGACAUUUGGAGCCGGCCGGAGCUGGCCGGGGAGGAGACGCAUGCGCACGACCGGCUGGUGCGCUUCUUCUCCCAGCUGGAGGAGCCGUGGACGGUGCAGAGCCACUACAAACUACCCACGGCGUUCCGGGCCAGCUGGGGCCCGCAGGGCGGGGACGGGGACGGGGACGGGGACGGGGACGGGGGGCCCGUGCUGAACGUGGGCUUCCUCUGCGAGUACGACGCGCUGCCCGGGAUCGGCCACGCCUGCGGGCACAACCUGAUCGCGGAGGUGGGAGCCGCGGCCGCGCUGGGGCUGAGAGCCGCUCUGGGGGCCCAGGGGGGCCGGGCCCCGGGGCCCGUCAAGAUAACUGUUCUGGGAACACCAGCGGAGGAGGACAUAGGAGGAAAGAUCGACCUGAUCCAGGCCGGAGCCUUCGCCGAUGUUGACCUCGUUUUCAUGGCUCAUCCUGCUCAGCAGGACGCGGCAUUCCUACCCACCGUCACCAUCGAUGAGAUCGUAGUGAAGUAUCACGGGAGGGCGUCGCACGCCUCUGCGUACCCUUGGGAGGGCGUGAAUGCUCUGGAUGCUGCAGUCCUGGCCUACAACAACAUCUCACUGCUCAGGCAGCAGCUCAAACCCGAGUGGAGAAUUCAUGGCGUCAUCAAACACGGAGGGGUAAAGCCCAACAUCAUCCCUGCCUAUUCUGAGCUCCAGUUUUAUUUGCGCACCCCGCUUCUCAAGGAUCUGUGUGUCCUAAAGGCCAAAGCGGAGGCUUGCUUCAGGGCUGCAGCUCUGGCAACUGGUUGUCAGGUGGAGAUGACCUAUCCAUCCCACACCUUCUAUAACAUCCUGCCGAAUGCCACGCUGGCUAAGCUUUACGAAAGUAAUGGAAGAGAUGUAGGGAUUGAGUUUCCAGAGCAGCCAGCUGCUUUCUCUGGUUCUACGGACUUUGGCAACGUGUCGUUCAUCGUGCCUGGUAUCCAUCCUUUCUUCUACAUCAGCACUGACGCAUUAAACCACACGGAGGAAUACACCGACGCAGCAGGAGCUGAAGAGGCCCAGGUGGGCGCCCUGAGGACCGCCAAGGCUCUUGCUAUGACAGCGGUGGAUGUAGCGCUCUGCCCUGAUCUGCUGCAGCGAGUGAGAGACGACUUCAUCCUGGCCAAACAGAAACACGACACGUGACUAGAAAGACAGCACUGCAUUGAGUAGGUGACCAGAUCCACGACUGAAUAAAUAUUUAUCUCAUCUAACUACAAGAUGUGUGAAUGAUCUCGUUCUGUAUUUAAAUUAUUUUGUACUUAAUUUAACCACCCCUUCUAUUGCAACUCAAUAAAACAAAGCACUGUGUACACAAAUGUGUCUCUAUACUUGGAA